Messenger RNA from Gongylonema pulchrum, 96 nucleotides. Lineage: Eukaryota; Metazoa; Nematoda; Chromadorea; Rhabditida; Gongylonematidae. The record is from the annotation of a GenBank genome assembly.
AUGGUUUUGUUUCAGCCAGUGCCAGUGUCGAAGUCGAUUGCGCCGGGUCGAACUGAUAUUAUUGGCAAAGCACACGGGCCCUAUCGAAACAGAGAA